Kogia breviceps (pygmy sperm whale) is the source of this 1821-nucleotide messenger RNA. The record is from the annotation of a RefSeq genome assembly. NCBI's taxonomy places the organism in Eukaryota, Metazoa, Chordata, Mammalia, Artiodactyla, Physeteridae.
AUAAACUUGUUCACCUCCUUUGCCCUACUCACACUACUAAUCCUAACUGCCCCUAUUAUAAUAUCCAACACAAGCCUCUACAAAAACAACAACUACCAGCUUUAUGUAAAAAAUAUCGUUCUCUGUGCUUUCACCAUCAGCCUAAUCCCAAUGACAAUAUACCUCCACACUAACCAAGAAGCACUCAUCUCAAACUGACACUGAAUCACCAUCCAAACCUUUAAACUAACACUCAGCUUUAAAAUAGACUAUUUCUCACUUAUAUUCAUGCCUGUAGCACUAUUCAUCACCUGAUCCAUCAUAGAGUUCUCAAUAUGAUACAUGCACUCCGACCCUAACAUUAAUCAAUUCUUCAAAUAUCUACUCCUUUUCCUCAUCACCAUACUAAUUCUUGUCACAGCCAACAACCUCUUCCAACUUUUCAUUGGGUGAGAGGGGGUAGGAAUUAUAUCUUUCCUCCUCAUUGGGUGAUGGUUUGGACGAACAGACGCAAAUACAGCCGCUCUCCAGGCAAUCCUAUACAACCGCAUCGGAGACAUCGGAUUUCUCGUAUCAAUAGCAUGAUUCCUCUCCAACACAAACACGUGAGACUUACAACAAAUCUUUGCACUUAACCAAAACACCCCAAAUCUCCCUCUUAUAGGACUAGUAUUGGCCGCAGCUGGAAAAUCAGCUCAAUUUGGACUUCACCCCUGACUUCCCUCAGCAAUAGAAGGCCCCACUCCAGUUUCAGCCCUACUCCACUCAAGCACAAUAGUCGUAGCAGGGAUUUUCCUACUUGUCCGCUUCUACCCCCUGAUAGAAAACAACAAACCCACCCAAACAUUAGCCCUCUCCUUAGGCGCCCUCACUACUCUAUUUACGGCCAUAUGCGCCCUCACCCAAAACGACAUCAAAAAAAUCAUUGCCUUCUCCACCUCUAGUCAACUCGGCUUAAUAAUAGUAACAAUCGGCCUCAACCAACCCUACUUAGCAUUUCUACAUAUUUGCACACAUGCUUUUUUUAAAGCCAUGCUAUUUUUAUGCUCCGGCUCCAUCAUCCAUAGUCUAAACAAUGAACAAGACAUUCGAAAGAUAGGAGGACUAUUCAAAGCCCUUCCCUUCACCACAACUGCCCUCAUCGUUGGCUGCCUCGCACUAACGGGGACACCAUUUCUCACCGGAUUUUACUCCAAAGAUCCCAUCAUCGAAGCUGCCACUUCCUCUUAUACAAACGCCUGAGCCCUACUAUUAACACUAAUUGCCACCUCCCUUACAGCUGUCUACAGCACCCGUAUCAUCUCCUUCGCACUGCUAGGACAACCCCGCUUCCCCCCUCACGCCUCCAUCAAUGAAAAUAACCCCUUACUAAUCAACCCUAUCAAGCGCUUACUGCUCGGAAGCCUCUUCGCCGGCUUCAUCCUAUCCAACAGUAUCCCCCCUAUAACCACCCCCCUAACAACCAUGCCCCCAUACCUAAAACUAACAGCCCUUGCAGUAACAAUCCUAGGCUUUAUCAUCGCACUCGAAAUCAACCUUAACACGCAAAACUUAAAGCACACUCACCCCUCAAACUAUACUAAAUUCUCCACCCUACUAGGAUACUUCCCCACAACCCUACACCGCCUACUCCCCGCCUUAAACCUAACAAUAGCCCAAAAACUAGCAACCUCUUCACUAGAUACGACCUGACUAGAAACAAUCCUACCCAAAACGACAGCCCUCAUCCAACUAAAAGCCUCCACACUAACUUCAAACCAACAAGGCCUUAUUAAAACAUACUUCUUAUCCUUCCUUACCACCAUCACCCUCUCUAUACUCCUACUUAACUACCCCGAGUAA